This is a messenger RNA of Oryctolagus cuniculus (rabbit), 11731 nucleotides long. Lineage: Eukaryota; Metazoa; Chordata; Mammalia; Lagomorpha; Leporidae. The record is from RefSeq and is a predicted model, not a curated record.
CCCCUCCCUCCUUUAUUUAUCCAUUUGAAAGGCAGAGUUAGGGAGGUCUCCCAUCUGCUGGUUCACUCCCCAAAUGGCCAUAACGGCCAGAGCUGCGCCGACCUGAAGCCAGGAGUGUCUUCUGGGUCUCCCACAUGGGUAAAGGAGCCCAAGGACCUGAGCCAUCCUAUACCGCUCUCCCAGGCCAUGGCAGAGAGCUGGAUGAGAAGUGGAGCAGCCGGGACUUGAACUGGUGCCCAUAGUGGAUGCCAGCACUGCAGGUGGUGGCUUUACCCACUGUGCCACAGCGUUGGUCUCCGUAGAUGAUUUUCUAUACAUACAUACACCUGUUAAAAGAGUAGGAUUUAUUACAUUUGUAGGUAGUAAAAAGCUCAUUUUUGGGUAGAUACCUUAAAAGAUACCAUAGCUAUCAAAAUUUAAUUUUGGUAAGAUGAAUCUUUUUGGUGUUUUCAAGUAUUCUUUGACGUGAGAAUCACAUUGUUUUGGUGUAAUUUCUGGGGGCUGGGGUCAGAGGCUAUUAAUGUUUUAGUUAUCUUGAAAGCCCUGGACACUCAGCAAGUAAGGAGAAGAAAGAUAUUUCCUCAGUUAAGUGAAAGGCCAAUCUAGGAUUCAGAUUUGCACCGUACAGGAUGAACACAUGGGUACUCAGAAACUGGUUUAUUUUAAAGAGGAAAAUGCUGACCUGGCACAAUGUGCCUGUUUAUUUUCUCGACUGUGUGUGACCCAAACAAGUGAGAGUCACUGAGGAAAAACCACUACAUACCAUUUACCUGUGGUUGUUUUAUUGAGCAUUUUACUUUGAUCAAUGGCAAGUGAUCUGGACAUUCCCAUCUUCUCACAACAAGGAUUUCUUUAAAUGUAAAAAAAAUAUCCAGGCCAGGUAUGAUUUCAAUCAUAUCUUUAAACUCUGUUGGAAAGCUCUGAUAAGAAACUGGUUAAGAUUUUAGUGGCAUUUGUAUUUCCUAUAGCAGCAGUGUCUUCAUGCACUUGCAGGCUAAUAAUGCUCACCUAGUUCCCUCCCGCCGUGAAGAGUUUCCAAAGGAAAAGAAUUGAUUUGGAGAAGUGAAUUGAAUCAGCCAGGUUGGCAGAAGCAUGGCUUCUCCCGUGGCCCUUUUAAUGAAUCUGCUGUAAUCUAUUAGAGCAGCAGGGUUUGUUAACAGAGAGCCCAGGGCCCUACACCCAAGCCCAACCUUGAUUGUGCUUAAUGCAAAGAUAUACUUUGUGCCUUGGUUUUUCCUUCUCUGAAAUGGGUAAAAUGUUUCUUGUUAUCAUAGUCUUAGGUUACACAGUGAUGCCCCAGGCGGUAUUUUCUUUCUUUCUUUUCAAUCAGUAAAAGCAAACGAAAACCUUAGUGAAGACAAAAGCUAUUGUCCUUCCAUUUAAAGGAAAAACUACAAGCUGCUUUCAGGCACCAAAAGACUGGCUAGUGGAGUGAAACCUACCUCCAGAACCUUAUCUCCUCCUCCUGUGGUCUUGCUUUCCAUUUUUAAAACUGGGGGUGCUAGCAUCUUCCUUAUUAUUCAGCAGAGAGGCCCCCCCGUGGCUCUUCUUGGGUUCUGCCAGCAAAGUCCUUGUGCUGCUUGACUCCCCUGGUUGCGGGGGGUCAGGCAGCUGCCUCAUUCCUGAGGUCUGUGUGCUGUCUGCCAGGAGAGCAUCCCAGCAUUCCACUUUUUUCUGAGUCGGCUGAGAGCAGGUGUUGGUUUAGGCAGUAUCUGUGUACUCUCAAAAACAUCCAUAUGAUCCUGAUUUCCCAGCUUUCGCAGCCUUGUCCAGUUGGCUGGAGGGAGCCUUGAGCAGUUUCUGGGCAGAACGGCUGAACACUAAGUGACCGCUAAGUGGAACUGGGCAAGAGCGGGGUUUGGGAAGCCAGUGCCCUGAAAAGACCAUGUUGUCUGGAUUUUCUGCACAUGCUGAGUAUUUACAAUGCAGGCAGGGAGAGGGACUUCGCGAAGUGGACCAGGUGGGAGUGGUGGCUUCUGUGCCGUGGGAACAACUCCUCUUCCUGCUGGUUCAUGCAGCUGCGUGAGGUUCUUGUGCCUGGAUCCACGGCGAUGGUGACUUCUAACAGACACUGACCUCACGGGGGUCCCCCCAUGACUACAGAAUAUGGAGAUAAUAGUAACGAGGUGAGCUUUUGCUACUGUGUUAUUUGAAGCUGGCUUAUGAGCAUAUAAGCUUAGGAAUACACGAGUGAAGUUUCUCUGAGCUUCCGUCACUUUGUAAACGGGAGAAAGAGUGGUAAACAGCAGUCUGCAUCCAUAAACAGUGCAUAGACAACAGUGCCCGAAGACAGAUGGGGUUCUGAAGGCUCAGGGUUUCAGGUGGCUUGGAAGGGGCUGUGUGUGUUUCCCUGAGAACUGCACAUAAAAGAGAACGCGGCCAGGGGCAGUGAAACAGAAACUUGGCAGAAAUAAUGAGGAGGGGGAAAGGUAAAGCCACCUCGGCACCUGGGCUUCUCCUCCCACUUCCUUUCUCAACUCUGCCCGGCUGAGAUGUUGUUCGAGAAGAUGGAGGAAGCUGCCCUGCGUGGGGUCAUCACCCUGGGUCUGGCCGCUCCUCGGGGUCCAGGGUCCAGAGCCGCGUAGCUCUCUCUGGGAGUUCCUUCCCCAAAGCCCGGAGCUGACUCGUCACAUUCAGAGUCAGGAGGUGGGCAGUGCUGUCAGCAGGCUUCCCGAGGAAGGCCUUGGAGGAGGAGGAGGAGAGAAGGGCACAGGGAAGAACAGGGGUGCCCAGGUCCCCUGCUGGCCUCCCCUGCCUCCGGGGGUGCGGGGAGGGGCACAGGGGGUUGGAAUCCUGAGCAGAGGGUGGAGGAGCUGCUGGCAUUUACUUCCAUUGUCCUGGUACACACAGCCAUGGUUCAGAAGCUGUUUGGCUGUUGACUUUUUUCUGUUUCAGGUUUUUGGCAUUCAGGGAAUGCAUUUGAUAAAUUUAUGGCUUGCUAACGUGAGUGUGAAAUUCGUGUACGUUUUUUUGCACGCUGAGUACCUAGGCCAAGCAAACUAAGCAGCCAAAUUGCUGCGAAAAUUGUUGUUUUACUGACGACUUUGAAACUAGCCUAACUGGCUGAACUGUUGCAGUCGUUUGCACGAACUAUUCCAGGUAAUAAUUUUUGUUUGCUCUACUAGAAAAAUCACUUGGGAAGGUGCGGUAUUUAAAUGAAGGCGUGGAGGGCCGGGCAGUGCUGGAAGGAACCGAUGGGAGAAGAGUCCCUGCGUGCUGUGCUGCCUGACUCCUCCUCUUCCUCUUGCUGUCCCUGCCCGGGAGCUCAGCCUCAGCCUGCAGGGGAGCUGCCUGGUGCUAGGCCCCGCAGGCACGCUUGGAUUUCAGAGUAUUUCUCCGUAGUUUUCGGUGUCCCUGGGCAUCACUUUCAGAGUUCCUUUUCAUUUUCAAGGGUACCCAGGCUAACCGUUUAGCUCCUUUUCAGUAGCCUCCGAACUCACUCAUGCCCAGUCAGGAAGAUUAAUAAUGCUAACUGAUUUACUGUCGCUGCAAAAAAGCAUUAGUUAAUUAGACUUUCACACCUCAGUCAGAUGGCAUUAGACACCCUUUGUGCACUUUAACUCCAGGAUGUUAAAGACCUAAAUCUUUGAGAAAACAAGAAAGGAAGGAGAAAGGACAGGCACUUUUCCAGUUUAAGCUGCAUGUUGGUCCAUGUUAAUUAGGCAUUUGUCCCUUAGUCUAGAGGUGAUAGAAAAUGCCAGUUACUGUGGUAUUUAACUGACAUCAAGCUCCUGUCCAAAUAAUUCAGUUAGGCCCAGCCUUCUCCCUUAAUUGGUGGGAAGGAAAACUUCGGCACACACCCAAAAUAAGGAGGAAACUGUUACUUGCAUUGAACAUUUAAAAAAUUUCAUUCCAAAGGAUCUAAAGAACACAUAUAAUUUUUUAAUUAGCUACCCAGUUGAGCUUUUUUAAAAACAGGAACAACAGAAUCCACCCUCCUCCCAAGUUGUGAGCUACCCCAAAUGAUUAGCUUUUGUAAGUCUGCUGUGAAGGAAGGUUUAAUAAUUAUUUAAUAAUUAUUGCUAUCCAAGGUCAAAAAGAAGUUAUCUUUAUCCGGAGUCCUUACAGAUUUCUGUAUCUGGAUGGCAAUGUUUAAAAAAGUGUUCUGGAUUGACACUUAACGUUCUAGCUUUACUAGCUUUAUCAGUACCAGAGAUUCGUAAGUGUAAGUCCCAGGCAGUGUAGACAUUUUAAGAAGCAAUAUACCUAGUGGCAUUUUAAAGGAGAAAUGGCAUGAUGAUGAUUUGUGGGAGGAAUCAGAUGGAACCUGCCUUUUUUUUUUUUUAAGCAACUUCUUCGUGGCUGCUGAAUAAUGUAAUCCUCAGUGACAAAAGGAUAGCUUACCCUGUUGGUGGACCAUGUAAAACAAUUCCCAAAAGCAUGAAAAGGGUUUUUCUCGAACCAGAGGGAGCCUUGUUUGACUCCAAGCCUCACUUCACGUGUGGUUUCUAGCCAAAGGUUCCCACAUUGGCGAGCCCUUCAUUCGUAGGACCGGACUCCCUUUCUGGUGCACUGAAUGAAUGCAAUAUGUGAACUCUCCUGGACGGCCCAGAAUUGCCUGGCUGCCCCUUGCCCUGCCUGCCUGGUACUGGCUGAAAAGGUACCAUUGUUUGUUCUGCAAACACUGGGUGAUGUUUGUUUCCAAGGUGACUGGUUCUAUUGCUGCCCUUUAAGCAAAGAGGGAGGGGGGGAUGGGGGAAGAGAGAAAGUUGGCGUUCAACAUCCGAGAGCAUCCUGUUCUGGAUACAGCCUGCGUCCGUGUAUGUGUAAACAUCCCCCAUCGCAGAGGCCACCCCGUCGACCGAAUUUUGAACUGAUGGGAAAGACUGUUCCAGAUGGCAUGGAGAGCUGCUUGUUUGCUGGCGUCUCGUUAAAAUUUGUAAUCAUUAACUGCGCUUGCUCCCUUGCAGCCUUGGGCGCAGCUCAGAGAUGCUGGGCUUGAGACCCAGGGAGGACGCGGCCGAUUGCUGCGGCUCGGAGAGGGGCCACCCAGGACUUGGAGGCCCUCGGAGCACGCGCGGGCAGCUGCCCUUUCAGGUGUCCUCUGCACCUCCCAGCAGAAAGGAGAAGGUUGCUGCAAUUCUCUGCUCCAGCGGUGGUAGCUUUGAGGUGUGACCCUGCGCACAUUUGGCCCCCGCACUAAGGAGGGCAGUUUGAUAAGACCGAGAGAACAGCGUCAACGAGUGAAUACGAAGAGAAGCGAAAAGAAGCAGGCGCAUACUCAUUUCCUGUUCCACCGGACGAUAGCUAUAGCAGGGAGCAUUUCCUAGUGUGUCAGUCGGGGCGGAAAAUGGAGUUCUAUGGCAGAGGCUUCUUAGAAGCUUAAUCCCCUGUCCCAAUGACGUCGAGGUCGCCUGUUGGCCUGGAAGGUUCAGAUCUGUCUUCCAUCAACACCAUGAUGUCAGCGGUGAUGAGCGUAGGGAAAGUCGCCGAGAAUGGCGCCAGCCCCCAGGGCGUCAAGUCCCCUGCAAAGCCUCCGGGACCAAAUCGGAUCGGCAGAAGGAACCAGGAAACGAAAGAGGAGAAGUCUUCCUAUAACUGCCCCCUGUGUGAGAAGAUUUGCACUACUCAGCAUCAGUUGACUAUGCACAUCCGUCAGCACAACACGGACACUGGAGGAGCUGACCACUCGUGCAGCAUCUGCGGGAAGUCGCUGAGCUCGGCCAGCUCCCUGGAUCGCCACAUGCUGGUCCACUCUGGCGAGAGGCCUUACAAGUGCACUGUGUGUGGCCAGUCUUUCACCACCAACGGGAACAUGCACAGACAUAUGAAGAUUCACGAGAAGGACCCCACCAGCACCACGGCUGCAGCCCCCCCGUCCCCACUGAAGCGCAGGCGGCUGUCCUCCAAGAGGAAGCUGACGCACGAUGCAGAGUUGGAGAGAGAGGACCCGGCCCCGGCUAAAAAGAUGGUGGAAGACGGACAGUCAGGUGAUUUGGAGAAGAACGCUGAUGAGGUCUUUCACUGCCCAGUGUGCUUCAAGGAGUUUGUCUGCAAGUACGGACUGGAGACCCACAUGGAGACCCACUCGGAUAACCCACUAAGAUGUGACAUCUGCUGCGUCACCUUCCGCACGCAUCGGGGCCUGCUGCGCCACAACGCGCUUGUCCACAAGCAGCUGCCUCGGGACGCCACGGGGCGGCCCUUCAUCCAGAGCAACCCCUCCAUCCCCGCCGGCUUCCACGACCUGGGGUUCACCGACUUCUCCUGCAGGAAGUUCCCCCGCAUUUCUCAGGCCUGGUGCGAGACGAACCUGCGAAGGAGCAUCAGUGAGCAGCAUCGUUUCGUCUGCGACACCUGCGACAAGGCCUUCCCCAUGUUUUCCUCGCUCGUCCUGCACAAGCAGACACACGCCGCCGACCCGGGCCGGGACAAGCUGCAGGCCGAGGCCCUGCCUGACGCCGCCCUGGACCAGAAGGUCUUCCUGGCCUGGCUGGGCCUGCAGCACACCAAAGACAGCCAGCCUGCCCCCGCCGAGGAGCCCCUGCCCGACGACAACCAAGCCAUCCAGCUGCAGGCGCUCAAGUGCCCGCUACCUCAGGACCCCGCCUGCACCAGCGUGCUGAGCCUGGCUCCUUUCGAAGCUGCUGCCCUGGCCGGUUCUCUCACGGUGCUCCCGGCCACCAAGGAGGGCGUGAAGCACCUGUCGCUGCAGCCCUUCCAGAAGGGCUUCAUCGUCCAGCCGGACAGCAGCAUCGUGGUGAAGCCCAUCUCCGGGGAGUCGGCCAUCGAGCUGGCCGACAUCCAGCAGAUCCUGAAGAUGGCCGCCUCGGCCCCGCCGCAGAUCAGCCUGCCCCCGCUCUCCAAGGCCCCUGCCGCGCCCCUGCAGGCCAUAUUCAAGCACAUGCCCCCUCUGAAGCCAAAGCCCCUGGUCACCCCCAGGACCGUCGUGGCCACGUCCACGCCCCCGCCUCUCAUCAACGCCCAACAGGCCUCCCCCGGCUGCAUCAGCCCCAGCCUCCCCCCGCCGCCCCUGAGGCUGCUCAAGGGCUCGGUGGAGGCGGCCGCCAACGCGCACCUGCUGCAGUCCAAGUCCGCGGCCCAGCCGAGCGCGGCCACGCAGCUGUUCCUGCAGCAGCCGCCGCCGCUGCGGCUGGACCAGCCCGAGAUGAAGACGCAGCUGGAGCAGGACAGCAUCAUCGAGGCCCUGCUGCCCCUCAGCAUGGAGCCCAAGAUCAAGCAGGAGAUCACCGAAGGGGACCUCAAGGCCAUCAUGACGGGGCCCGGCGGCAAGAAGACGCCCGCCAUGCGCAAGGUGCUCUACCCGUGCCGCUUCUGCAACCAGGUGUUCGCCUUCUCGGGGGUGCUGCGCGCGCACGUGCGUUCCCACCUGGGCAUCUCGCCCUACCAGUGCAACAUCUGCGACUACAUCGCCGCCGACAAGGCCGCGCUCAUCCGCCACCUGCGCACGCACAGCGGCGAGCGGCCGUACAUCUGCAAGAUCUGCCACUACCCCUUCACGGUCAAGGCCAACUGCGAGCGGCACCUGCGCAAGAAGCACCUCAAGGCCACCCGCAAGGACAUCGAGAAGAACAUCGAGUACGUGAGCAGCAGCGCGGCCGAGCUGGUGGACGCCUUCUGCGCGCCCGACACGGUGUGCCGGCUGUGCGGCGAGGACCUGAAGCACUACCGCGCGCUCCGCGUCCACAUGCGCACGCACUGCGGCCGCGGCCUGGGCGGCUGCCCCAAGGCGCGCAAGCCCUUCGAGUGCAAGGAGUGCAGCGCCGCCUUCGCCGCCAAGCGCAACUGCAUCCACCACAUCCUCAAGCAGCACCUGCACGUGCCCGAGCAGGACAUCGAGAGCUACGUGCUGGCGGCCGACGGCGGGGGCCGGGGCGGCCUGGGCCCCGCCGAGGCGCCCGCUGCCGCCGCCGCCGCAGCCUCUGCGCGCGGCGACGAGGGCGACCGCAAGCCCCUGGCCGCCUUCCUGGAGCCUCAGAACGGCUACCUGCACGGGGGUCCCAGCCAGCCGCCGCCGCCGCACGUCUCCAUCAAGCUGGAACCCGUCAGCGGCUUCGCCGUGGACUUCAACGAGCCCCUGGACUUCUCCCAGAAGGGCCUGGCCCUGGUGCAGGUGAAGCAGGAGAACGUGUCCUUCCUGUGCCCCUCCUCGCUGGCCGCCUACGACUGCUCCAUGGAACCCAUCGACCUGUCCAUCCCCAAGCACCUGCGCAAAGGCGACAAGGACGCGGCCGCCCCCAGCGAGCCCCAGCGGCCCGAGCAGGAGGCCAGCAGCGCCGAGCGGCACUCGCCCUGCCCGCCCUCCGGCCUUCCGCCGGCAGCCCCGGGGCCCGGCGGGACCCUGGAGAGCCCGGCAGGUGCCGCGGCCGCCGGCGCCCCCGAGCCCCACGCGCAGCAGCCGGUGCAGGCUUCGGUGCAGCUCGCCGUGCCCAUCUACUCGUCGGCCUUGGUCAGCAGCUCUCCGCUGCUGGGCGGCCCUGCGCUCCUGAGCGGCCCCGCCCUGCUGCGACCCCUGCGGCCCAAGCCCCCGCUCCUCUUGCCAAAGCCCCCCGUGGCCGAAGAGCUGCCCCCGCUGGCCUCCAUCGCCCAGAUCAUCUCGUCCGUGUCCUCGGCCCCGACCCUGCUGAAAGCCAAGAUGGCAGAGCCUGGCGCCGGCAGCGGCCCGGCCGUGGCUGCCGACGGCCCCGCGAGCUCCGCGCCCAAAGCCGCCCCGGCCCCCGCGGCCCCAGUGGCCCCCGCCGCCACUGAUGGUGCCACGAGCCCCGGAGAGGCCGGCGACCCGCUGCCGGCGGCCAGCAGCCCGGAGGCGGCCUCGCCCUCAGAGCAGGAGCCUGCGGGCUCGUCCAAGAAGAGGGGCCGGAAGAGGGGGCUGAGACCCCGGCCCCACGCCGGCUGCGGCGCGGUGGACCUGGACUCGAGCGGGGAGUUCGCCAGCAUCGAGAAGAUGCUGGCCACCACGGACACCAACAAGUUCAGUCCGUUCCUGCAGACCGCGGCGGCGGCAGAGGACGACGCUGCGGAGGAGGCGGCCGCGGCCCCCGGCGACCCCCAGGGGCCCAGCGACGAGGAGCAGGCCGGCCCCGCCGAGGACAAGCUGCUGCGGGCCAAGCGCAACUCGUACGCCAGCUGCCUGCAGAAGAUCACCUGCCCGCACUGCCCGCGCGUCUUCCCCUGGGCCAGCUCCCUGCAGAGGCACAUGCUCACACACACCGGUCAGAAACCCUUCCCUUGUCAAAAAUGCGAUGCCUUCUUUUCUACCAAAUCUAACUGUGAACGCCACCAGUUGCGCAAACACGGAGUUACCACCUGUUCCCUGAGAAGAAACGGGCUAAUGCCCCAGUCCAGAGAGAGUGAAGCUGGAGUCUUUGAUAGCCCAGACAGCCAGUCAGACACUGAGACGUCGGCCCCCGCCGGGGAGGUGCUGGACCUCACCUCCCGCGACACGGAGCAGCCGUCGCCGUCAGAGGCCAGCGAGGACACGGCAGCCGCGCAGGCCCAGGCCGGGCCAGCAUCGCCGGGCCAGGGCGGAGAGAAGGGGGCCGAGGAGAGCUGGGCGCCGGGGGACGGCCCCGAGGAGAGCGCUGGGGAGGCGGACGGCCCCGAGGAGGACGCGGGCAGCAACAAGAGCCUGGACCUGGAUUUGGCCAGCAAGCUGAUGGACUUCAAGCUGGCGGAGGGCGAGGCGGGCGCCGGGGGCUGCGGCCCGCAGGACCACAAGUACGCGUGCGACGCCUGCGGGAAGAGCUUCAAGUUCCUGGGCACGCUGAGCCGCCACCGCAAGGUGCACGGCCGCCAGGAGCCCCGGGACGGCGGGGCCGCGCCGCCCGCCGAGGGGGACGCGCCGCCCGCGCCCGAGGAGAAGCCCGCCGAGCCCCCCGCUGCGGCUGCGGAGCCCGGCCCGGGCGCGGGGGAGGCCCCGGCCGCGGCGGAGCCGCACAGUGAGGAGACCGAGGGCCCCUCGGACGGGGAGGGCGCGGCCGAGCUGAAGUCCUCGGAGAAGAGCGACGACGACAGGAAACCAAAGACGGACUCGCCCAAGAGCGCGGCCAGCAAGGCCGACAAGAGGAAGAAGGUGUGCAGCGUGUGCAACAAGCGCUUCUGGUCGCUGCAGGACCUCACCCGCCACAUGCGCUCCCACACGGGGGAGAGGCCGUACAAGUGUCAGACCUGCGAGCGAACCUUCACCUUGAAGCACAGCCUCGUUCGGCACCAGCGCAUCCACCAAAAAGCCAGGCGCGCCCAGCACCAGGGCAAGGACAGUGACAAGGACGAGCGGGGGGACGAGGACAGCGAGAACGAGUCCACCCACAGCGGCAACAACCCGGUGUCGGAGAACGAGGCCGAGCCGGCGCCCAGCACCAGCAACCACGUGGCCGUCACCCGGAGCCGGAAGGAGAGCCUGGGCCCCGGCGGGAAGGAGAAGAGCGGGGGCCGGGGCAGCCCCAAGGAGCAGGCGGCUCCGGGGGACCCCGGCCCCCAGAGCCCAGAGUCCCUGGUGCAAGACCUACUGGAGCUGCACAGCAAGCGGCCCGCCCCCGCCCUCCUGGGCACGGAGUGACCGCCGCCCGCCCCCUCCGCGCGUGCACACACACACACACACACACACACAAAAGCCAGCAGAGCAACGUGUCCCGAGCCUGUCCAGAGGCUUCCUCUGCGCCCUCCGGCUGCCUGCCGGGGAGCGAGCGACCAGCAGGUGCGCGGCCGCGCCAGCAGUGCCAUAGCCCUUCCCGCGUGCCCGCGCCCAUACCAGUGCCUUAACUACUUGGGGAGCCUCCCGCGUCGUCUUGGGCCUUGUGUUUUCCCAAACUGACUUUUUAACAAAGCGCGUAUUUUAAUGAAUUGCCUGGAGAAGCAUUAACGUUACCCUGUGUGACGGGGGUGUGUGAGCUGGUUCCUGGGAAUCGCCGCCAGUGCCCCUGGCUCCGUGCGCUGGAGACGGGAGAAGCCGAGCCCGCGGAUGGCGCAGCCCACAACUGGAAGAAGAAGAUGUGAAUUUCCCGUGAGUGACCCGAGGAAGGGCGGAGUCGCUCAGCUCCCGCACGCGCCCCUGUCUGUCCAGGGUCGCGCCUGCACGUGCUGGAGCUGCAGCCUGGUUCUGGGCGGUAGCGCAGGCGGCUGAGGGAGGCUCCCACGUGGCUCCAGCCAAAACCGGGGGAGAUUCCAGCCUCAGCCUCGUGCGCGGCCCCGCUCUGUCCGCUCUAGAAGUGGUUCUGGUUCAAGUUUUCAAGACAUCCGCCUCCCACUCGCCGAGAGUGGCUGUCCCGGCCACCUGCCGCCCGGGAGACAGGCCUGGGCGUCCUGCGUUCGGCUUCCCCCCUCCCCUGUGGUGUAUGUGUUGUUAAUAUUAUUAUUAUUAUUAUUAUUUGUAGUUUGUCAGUUUGCUGGUCUCUGCAGUCAGCAGAAACAAGUGGGCAAUAUUUGUCCUGGGAGACCUGCACCCCCCCAGGUCCCCCGUAGCACGUGCCUGAAGCUGUCGCCGGCACCCCCGGGGGGCGGCUCUUCUACUGUACUCACAUAAGCCUUUUUUCCCUGACUGCAGAUGCCGGCGCAGGGGCGGCUUGGAGAGGGGAGCCCGCCGCCCGGUCCCCUUCCUGCCCUGCGCGGCUCUGCGGCCGUCGCGGGCGGGCCAAGCGCGGAAUCACUACUGCGAUAAAGCCACACGUGCGAGGGUUAGGAGGAGAGAGCUAGCCCCUUAGCUUCCUCCCACGCGCAGAGAUCCACCUGCCGUUUCUCAUUUCCUGAGUGGAACCGAACCCUGGGGUGUUGG